Molecule: messenger RNA, 6233 nt
Organism: Gallus gallus (chicken)
Lineage: Eukaryota; Metazoa; Chordata; Aves; Galliformes; Phasianidae
Gene: PAQR8
Product: progestin and adipoQ receptor family member 8
Exons: 2
Coding region: 875-2086 (403 amino acids)
Biological process (GO): response to steroid hormone
Cellular component (GO): plasma membrane
Molecular function (GO): nuclear steroid receptor activity; steroid binding
Source: RefSeq, a predicted model, not a curated record
UGCUGCCUGGAAAUCUGUCUGGAAGCAGAUGUGCGUGUGUAAAUGCCCGAUGCCCACGCAGCAUCCUCCAAGCCAAUACAUCAAGCUGCUACAGGCUGACUUACAGAGUUAACACCGAGGCUGGGCUGGUGGGAAAAUCAGCCGUACCCUGCAGGAAAUCUUCUCAUUCAAACCCUUCCAUUAGACUGUGACCAAAAGCAAAAGAGCCGGGAAAAAGCUCGAGUUUCCAAUUACUUCUGAAGAAAGGGAGAGAAAAAUUGGAACGGGAUCGUUCCUCCUCUGGGCCACGGUUCGUAUUGUGGCUGCAAUGAUCCCGCCUGGACACCAUCCACCCCCUCCUGGCAGCUCCGUCCCUGAACAAACGAUACUUGGUUGCCGUUAAUUGGGAGCAGCCAAAAUAAGUGAAUCCCCCGGAGAUGGGGGUGAAGAGGGGAUGGCAGCGAGGCGCCCUGCCGAUGAAUGUGGCUUUCAGCCGCUCCGACACCCCCGCGGGAGGGAAAGAAUAGGGGCUCUGUGAACUCAAAACAGCCAGUGCCGACCUUGGGGUUUCUCUCUCUCUCUCUCUCUUCUUUUUGUUAUUAUUCCCCUUCUCACUCCCUUUUCUUUAGUUGCUCGUUGCUUUGUCCAUCACAUGAUCGUUGGAAAUUGCCAACUUGUUCUCCCUCCUCGGUGUCACAAGUUUGGUUUAAAAUAAGCCUGUUGGAUUCCUGAUUUACUCACUGUCUGAGCACCGCAUGCAUUGCUUGUGAUUUUGGACUGUUAGCUUGAAAAUAUCUGCUCCUCCCUCUACAUGUUAAAACCUGGUGUUUCCAGCUGGGAAGAAUCUCUGCUCUGAGUUCAGUGCCCAGCCUUCCCCUAGCUCUGCUCAAGGGUGAUGCUUGCUGUAUCCGAGAUGAGACCAUGGCAAAAUCCUGGUGCGCAAGCCAGAGCCAGCCUGUGCCUGGUACAGAUGCUGCUGUCCCUCUCAUAUGCUCAUCAGCAUGCAAAGCAGGCAUGCCAGGGGGCACGAGGACGACGUUCCCCCAUGAUGACGGCCAUCCUGGAGCGCCUCAGCACGCUGUCCCUCAGCGGGCCACAGCUCAGUCGCCUGCCCCGCCUGCUGGAGGAUGGCUUCCCCAAGAUGCCAUGCACCGUCCAAGAGGGAGAGGUGCCGCAGCUCUUCCGUGAGCCGUACAUCCACACCGGGUACCGUCCCACUGGGCAGGACUGGCGGUACUACUUCCUCAGCCUCUUCCAGAAGCACAACGAGGUGGUCAACGUCUGGACUCACCUCCUGGCAGCGCUGGCCGUGCUGCUGAGGUUCAAGGCAUUUGUGGAGGGCGAGCAGCUACCCCUGGAUGCGUGGUCUCUGCCUUUGCUCAUCUUCGUCCUCUCCUCUGUCACCUACCUGACCUGCAGCCUCCUGGCCCACCUGCUGCAGUCCAAGUCAGAGCUGUACCACUACACUUUCUACUUCGUGGACUAUGUCGGAGUCAGCACCUACCAGUACGGUAGUGCCCUGGCCCACUUCUACUACAGCUCCGACCAAGCGUGGUAUGACAAAUUCUGGCUUUUCUUCCUCCCGGCAGCUGCUUUCUGUGGCUGGCUGUCGUGUGCUGGCUGCUGCUACGCCAAAUAUCGGUACCGACGGCCUUACCCCAUCAUGAGAAAAAUGUGCCAGGUGAUCCCAGCCGGGCUGGCCUUCAUCUUGGAUAUCAGUCCUGUCGCUCACCGGGUGAUCGUGUGUCACCUGGGGGGCUGUGAGGAGGAUGCUGCUUGGUACCAUACGUACCAGAUACUGUUUUUCCUUAUCAGUGCUUAUUUCUUCUCCUGCCCAGUUCCCGAGAAGUACUUCCCUGGCUCCUGUGAUAUUGUUGGCCAUGCCCACCAGAUCUUCCACACCUUCCUUGCUAUCUGCACCCUAUCGCAGCUGGAGGCCAUUUGUUUGGAUUACAAGAACAGGCAGGAGAUUUUCCUAAAAAGACACAGGCCUUUCUCCAUCUAUCUCUCCUGCAUCUCAUUUUUUGGCUUGGUGGCCUGCAGUGCCAUCACAGCUUACAUCCUGCGAUGCAGGAUCAAGGCCAUCCUGGCUAAAAAGGACUCCUGAGAAUCGUGAAGGUGAUGGGCAUGACACCACGCAAAAGGAAAAAAAUAAUAAUCAAGAAAAGGGGCAUAGCAUGUUAGAGGCAUAACUGGCUUAUUUGCCUAACACACUGUGACUAACCUGGACCUUGGACUGGGGUGGAGGGCUGGACACUUCAUGCUGGAUGCAUUUUCACAGCAGGAGCUGCCUUCUGCCAUGCAGAGGGACAUGGGGUGUUUUAAGCCACAAAAGUCACUUAACCAAGGAUACUGGAAUAGGCAGAUGUUCCUUGUUCUGUCUAGUAAACCUGUGGGAGAUACCUCGCUGAACGUGAAGGAUGGUAGCCAGAGGGCUGUACGACUGUAGAAGGGUUUUCUAGGACACACAGCACAGUGGAGAACCUACCAUGAGGCCUCUGAGUGGACAUGAUGACAUCCUUGGGUUUUGCCAUUUCUGCUGGUUGAGGAGAGACUUGCUAACACCAAAGGCAGUUGUAAGGUUUCAUUUCUAGGGUUCACUUGCAAGGGUGUGUGUUACAGUGGCUGGACUGAUCCUUUUCCAGCUCCAGCUCAGCUAAACCAGAUUUUAUCUACAACCCCCUGAAGUAUCUUAACAGCAGGUUGCUCAGGUGACAUUAGCAAAGCAUACUUGCAGACCAAGACUUGACCUGGAGUCCUCUAGAAUCAACUGGAACUGAACCUGACCCCCAUGUCUGCCAGGCACUGUUGUGGUCCAGCCACCCCUGGCACAGUUGGGAAUGUUAGGUCAUCUGUAUCUUUUCUUUCUGCACAGUUGCACCAUCUGCAAUGGAACUGCUUAGCAAAGCUAAGCAGGCUGUCCCAGCUCUUCAAAGGCUCCUGCCUUCCAUUUUAAGUGCUUACUUGCCUUUGAGGACUUGGCCCUGGAACAGGUUGGAGCUGAUUUUUAUAGAUUUUCUCAGUAGUAGUAGUAGAGGUUAAGCACCCCUGCAACCAUCAUCAUUCAAGAUGCUGACACUGGGGGGGGAAAUGUAUCUGUUGAGAGAAGUGCCUCUUUUUCUGCCCGUGUGACGUGUUCAUACAUUCCUGCAAAGACUGAUCCCAUAUCAUCUGCCAUGGGAGUCUUACUGGCCUCCAAUUCUGACCACGCAGUGCAGAAGUAACUUGGGUGUGAUCUGUCUGGUAUGGGAAAGCUGCUGGGCCCUGGGCCUCCUAGGGCUCCUGAGAUGGUCAUGGCCAAAAGAGGAUGAAAGUGAAGUGGAUGUGAAGUCUUUAUUCCCUUCUUAAUGGUUCUUUUCAGGAUGCCAAGCAAUCCUUGGAGGGCCUUGUGGGAAAGAUGGCCAUGAAUCUGCAAGGGUGCUCUUCUCUGACCUAUGAGGCUUUGAAUCUGGCAUGUUUUUAUUGGCAUUAGAUGAAGGUAGGAUGGCAAAAGGCAGGAGCAGGUUGACAGAAUUAAGGUCUUUUGUAACCUUGGAAUGGGUUUGUCCUUGGAACUUGGAGGUUCUUGUGUGGAGUAGCAAAUAUAGUGGUCGGGGACACUUGGUCACUCCUGUCCGUGUCCGUGGGUCACUCCUGUCCAAAGAGUAGGAAGGGUUGUUUUACAGUGUCCUCAGCUAGGUGAAUCUCUUCUGUAAUUGCUGGAGGGAUAUUUGAGGUAUGGAGCCAUACUGUGGCACUGACGUUGAUAACAAUUACAGGACUGGAUGCUCUGAGUCCAUACAGGUAGAUUCCAUUCAGACUACAUACCUUCUGUUGAACGUACUGCUCACUUUUCACAGUUAACUCUGAGUCCUUCCAGCUGUAUUCUUACAGAAGACCUGAAGCCUUAAAUGCCAUGACAUCUAUUCCAUGAUAUAUAAAUGUUCACUGAAAGCAAGAAAGGUGUAGGAUCUAUUCCAGCCAGAGAUCUGUCUUGCUGAAUCCAAGGGCAGGCAAAUGAAUGGUGGUUGCUGGUACCGAGCAGGAAGACUUUAGGGUUGGGGAUAUGAUUUGUCAAGACAAGCACUGAUUUCUGCACUUGAUCUGGUUUUUAACUAUUGAGAUGUGUUUGUAUAUGUGCAUGCAUGCCUGAUUUAAUAUCCAGAAAGGUUUUACCUUUGGCUUUUUUAUCUACAGAGCCUCCUAGCUGGGUCAAGAUUAGCUUGAAGGAAGUAAUGCCAUGCUGCUGGAGGAGCUUGGGGGCCAGAUAACAACAUCUCUGAAAACUCACCUAUUAAUAGCUACCUUGCUGCAAGAAAAAAAAGGUUUUGUGCACAAACCUGAAACUCUGGCCUAAUUGAUAAAUUAAGUGCAAAGGAUGAGGAGAGCAAUUUUUGAUUACAAGAGAAGAAAUCACAGGGGAAAUAUGGAGAAGUCAUCUAGUCCACCCUUUCCCAUCACUGUAGGCUUCCUUAUUCAUAUCUAGCCCAGCUUAGGAGUACUUAGAAAUUGUUAAUGACUUCAUUUCCUAUGCUGCUUAUUGACUUAUACCUCCUCACACUGCAUCUUUUGCACAGAGGUUCAUCUGACUGGAGCAAGAAAAUGGCUGGGAGAUGGACCAGCAGAAAACCAAUCCUACUGAAAAAAUGUCAGUAAUUUUCUCCUGGUUUUAACUUCCAGCCAGCUUACUUGGCCAGCAGUGCUGCCUGCACAUGUGGGUCUCCUCUCAGUUUGGGAGAAGACUUCCAUUGGGAGCUGUGCUGCUUCUCACAGCCAAAUUUGCUUUGCUUUUAUGGCAGAUAACAGAAUAAGCCAGUUACAGGCUGGUCCACAGUUUUGUUCUGAACUAAAACGGAUGGAGUGGGCAUCGCUGCUAACAGCAGACUGUGCUGUUAUCACUUAGUAACACUGGUAUCAAAAGACAGGGGUCACUCGGGCGUUUGCUUCUCUAAGGCUGUGAAAAUAUGUGACGUCCUGCCCUUGGCUAAAGAAGGAUGAUUACAGUAAUGCUAUCCAGUUCACAGGGGAGUAGGAGGUGCUUCAUGAAUUUUCCGAGGUAUUUCUGGUCAAAUGUCAUCUCCAUGCUAUAGCAGAAGUGGAACUUCUCCUUCUGAAUCAACUGUUGUGUGACAGCGGUGGUGUUUCUGCAUGUCCCCAUGGUAUCCCUCAAAUGAAGCCAUUCACGUGCCCGCAUGGCCCUGCACUUAGACCUGGAGCUGAUUUCCUCAUUACUAUGAUGGGUCAAUUUUGCAGGCAACUGCCACUCAGACUGCUGCCGCUGUGAGAGUGCACCCUUGGUGUCCGAAGGGACUUGUCUACACUGGAGCUUCCUCUGUCUCUGUCUCCGUCCUCCUCCUCUUCCUCCAACAAAGAGGUUCGUUCCUUCACCCCAGGAUUUAUGCCUUAUGCACCUGGCUGCCUACCUGAGCAAACUCAACAUGCUGAGCACUCUGUUCCACCUCAAGAGGGGAGGGUCUGGGAAGUGACCCUCCUGAGAGCCAUGCUGUUGAUCUAGAGGAGACCAGAGCUGCUGAGACAGUAAAAGUGCAGCUGUGCUAAACUGAGAGCCUGCCAAGGUCUUCUCCUUUGGGCUCGCUGCUUGGAGCAUGGCUUCAUCCAUCCUGGUGCUCCUUUGAGGAGGCAUGGCUGGGCCAGAUGUGCUGGUGGUAGGGAGUUGAGCACUUUUUGGAUCCUGAAGGCCCUCACCCUCCAGAAUCUCUGGUCCUACAAUGGUACUGUAGCAGAUCUCACAACCUGGAUCUGUACAGGUCAGCUGAGAAGUCAUUCCAAUGUGCCUUAUGCUGUUACCUCCUGGGAUUUGUACCGAAGGAACCAGGGGCAGCCUCUUUGUUAUUUGCUGGUCUGUGGUUGUUUUUAACAGGGGACAGGAUUUCCCUGGUGUAUGGAGCAGAAGGGGGAAGACGGAGAGAGGUACCUUAAACUUGCCUUAAACUUGGAUUUUUGCCUAGUAAUUUGUGUAGCAGGGCAAGGACGGGUUCCUCAUGUGCCUUGCAAUUUACAUUUUUUACUGACAAGAUUAUUUUUAAGCACUGUUUGUUACUAAACAGAAGGACAAAAGAGUUUGUAUUUUUUUUUUCCCCUGGGAAGUAGAGGAGGGUAUGGGUGUUAGAUAUUAACCAUCCCCUUCCCACCUCCCAUCUGCUGACUUUGUAUUGUUGAAAACAUAGGUAAUAUUUUAAGCUUUGUACUGUACUGAUCAUUAUUUAAAAACCUUUAGUGGAAAAAAAAAAAACAAAAAAAAACUGAAAGUAAAA